Messenger RNA from Hordeum vulgare subsp. vulgare (domesticated barley), 1821 nucleotides. Its product is annotated as NDR1/HIN1-like protein 2. NCBI's taxonomy places the organism in Eukaryota, Viridiplantae, Streptophyta, Magnoliopsida, Poales, Poaceae. The coding region runs from base 507 to 1397 and encodes 296 amino acids. The record is from RefSeq and is a predicted model, not a curated record. The transcript has a single exon. Gene Ontology annotation, cellular component: plasma membrane.
GUACAUAAGUUUUAGAGGGACAAAUUAAAGUAGCCAUCACUACAAACUUUAGUACGUACUCCACCACUGCUACGGCGCAAGGAGUAAUUCAGCAGUUGGUACCAGGCUCAGUUUGCCGCUCAUUUGAAAACUUUGACGUGAGAUACAAGUUCUGUGUGUAAACACAGGUUUAAACUAGCAUCCAAACGAUUUUCCCGGGAGAAAAAACAACUUGGCACGAGCGAGAAUUACGGGGGAGACUUGCUUAAUAAAAAAGGCAAAGGAAGGGUAGGGGUAGCGUCAGCUAGCUCAGCAGUAGCAAAUGAUUUGGUGAGGACGAACCAUCCGUAAGGUGACCCGUCCCUUUUCCCUCACCUUCUCCUCCGCGUCUUCCUUCCUCUCAGCCUAUAGAUCUCCUCUCUCUCCAAGAACUCGCUCAGCGCAAGCGCACGGCCGGAACCCAGCCCAAGCACCUAGCCAGCGCCGCGCCGCGCCAAGAGCCACCUCGUCCCCCGGCUAGAGCGGCAAUGUCUUCCAACGGCAAGCCCAAUCCGCAGCCCCCUGCCGCCGCGGCCGCGGCCACCAACGGCGCGGGCGCGGGCGGCCCGCCCAAGAUGUACCAGCGCCCCAUCUACCGCCCGCAGGCGCCCGCCAAGGGCCGCCGCGGGGGGCGCUCCUCGUGCCGCUUCAGCUGCUGCUGCUGCUUCUUCUGGGCCGUGCUCGUCGUGCUCCUCCUGGCCCUCGUCGCCGCCGUCGCCGGCGGCGCCUUCUACCUCCUCUACCGCCCCCACCGCCCGGCCUUCACCCUCUCCGUGGCGCGCGUCAACAAGCUCAGCCUCUCCAGCUCCGCCACGGCGCCCGCGCUCACCGACUCCAUCGACUUCACGCUCACCGCCAAGAACCCCAACAAGAAGCUCGUCUACCUGUACGACGACUUCACCGUCACCGCCGCCACGGCCGCCAACGCCGUGCCGCUCGGGGAGGCGACCGUGCCGGGGUUCCUGCACGAGGCCAGCAACAUCACCGUCAUCAAGGCCACCGUCUCCGCGGCCGCGCUCGGGGUCGACCCCACCGCCGCCAGCUCCGACAUCAAGAAGUCGGGCACCUUCUCCAUCACCCUCGACCUGGAGACCAAGGCCGGCGUCAAGGUGGGCGGGCUCAAGACCAAGAAGAUCGGCAUCCAGGUGCACUGCGACGGCAUCAAGGUGGCCGCGCCCUCCCCGGCACCCGCGCCGGCGAAGAAGAAGGGGGUGAAGCUCACCGUCGCCAAGGCGCCGUCGAAGGCGCCAGCCGUAGCGGAGGCCCCGGAGCCGUCCGCGGCCGUCGCCGACGCAACGACCUCGCCCCCGGCGGCGACCACCGUCGCGCGCGUGUGCCAGGUCAGGAUCCGAGUCAAGAUCUGGAAGUGGACCUUCUAGUAACGACGCAAACUCAUAGGGGGGCACAUUGCGAAAGCGAAUCGAAGACACUUUUACUUUUCACCUGGGACGCGGCGGUGGGGCGUGCGUAGUAGAGAUCAACCGACGGUUGCUGUAAAAAAAAAUCUCAUUUGAAUUUUACGAAAUUUGGCGGGGGGAGGGGAGGAGUGAUGUGAGGUUUGAGAUACUAUUUGUUUAUUAUUUUUUCCUUAUUUUCUACGUUUCUUUUUUUUGUGUUGCCUUAUUUUUUUGCUAGUGCAAGUACAAUUUGGGGAUUGUUCUGCUUAACUUUGUACGACUGCGUGUCUAUCUGAAUGUGUAACUGUUUUUUUCUUCGGAGGGAAUUUGUAAUUGCUAGUCGCAUGUAUUACUAAUGUACUGUCAAACUAUACUCUUUCCUUUAUUGUGACAUGUUACCGCCCAA